This is a messenger RNA of Spodoptera litura, 3243 nucleotides long. RefSeq names its product DNA-binding protein Ewg (gene ewg). Lineage: Eukaryota; Metazoa; Arthropoda; Insecta; Lepidoptera; Noctuidae. The record is from RefSeq and is a predicted model, not a curated record. Gene Ontology annotation, biological process: regulation of transcription by RNA polymerase II. Gene Ontology annotation, molecular function: DNA-binding transcription factor activity.
AUUUCUAAAAUAAACUAGGGAUUUUUCCUGAACAUCUAUCAACAUAGAGCGUCAGAAUAAAUAAAUAGUAAUAUUUGGCUGCCAAAUUUGAUCAUAAAGCUCACUGGUUGAAGAGAAGAGAUCAAGAGUGGCCGUAGUGGGUGGCGACUUGAGGUGCACUACCCAAUGGUCCUAGAGUUUAGUCGGCGGGACGAACGGGACACAGACUACACCAUGAACUCCGCCGUCAGCACAGAAUCCAUGGAUAUGGAGGGGGAGGACAUGUCACAAGUUGACGGUUGCGGGUUGAGUGGGGCUUCGGACGACGACGACGAGUGCGCGUCCUCCCCCACCGGCUCCGCGUACGAUGACAGCGCUGAUCUCAUCAAGAAUGCCAUGAGCGAUGAAGUUACCAAGCAACUUGCUGCAGCUGGUCCGGUGGGCAUGGCUGCCGCAGCCGCUAUAGCGUCCUCUAAGAAACGCAAGCGGCCGCACUCCUUCGAGACCAACCCGUCCGUCAGGAAGCGACAUCAGAAUAGAUUACUUAGGAAACUCAGACAAACAAUAGAAGAGUUCGCGACUCGCGUGGGCCAACAAGCCGUGGUACUAGUGGCGACCCCUGGCAAGCCAAAUACCUCAUACCGUGUGUUUGGGGCGAAGCCUCUAGAGGACGUUGUACGCAAUCUGCGCUGCAUGAUCAUGGAGGAACUGGAGAACGCACUCGCACAACAGUUCGGGCUGGGCGACGGGCCGCAGGCGCCGGCGCCGCCGCAGGAGGAUCCCUCGCUGUUCGAGCUGCCGCCGCUCAUCAUCGACGGCAUCCCCACGCCCGUCGAGAAGAUGACGCAGGCACAGCUCCGCGCAUUCAUACCGCUCAUGCUCAAGUACUCCAUGGUGCGAGGGAAACCGGGUUGGGGCCGCGAGUCCACGCGACCUCCGUGGUGGCCCAAGGACCUUCCUUGGGCCAACGUCAGAAUGGACGCUCGUACUGAGGACGAGAAACAAAAGAUGUCGUGGACUCACGCGCUUCGUCAGAUCGUGAUCAACUGCUACAAGUACCACGGGCGAGAGGACUUGUUGCCCGCCUUUACAGAGGACGACGAGAAGGGACCUCCUACGCAACCCAUAUCGGCUUGUAUGCCGACCGCGGCCAGUAACUCGUCGUCUAGUUCUACAUCUGCAGCACGGAACAGCCAGCAGCAACAAGCAGUGCUGACGUCACAACAAGUCUGCAUCGAUCAAAUGACCCUCGCUGAUGUUGAUAUGUCACAAUACGCGCCUGCUGUUCUACAAACAAUCACGAAUCCGGACGGAACUGUGUCUCUCAUCCAAGUCGACCCCAGCAAUUCCAUCAUCACAUUACCUGACGGCACUACUGCGCAAGUUAUUCACAGCGGCGAGGGUGGAGCGGGUAUCCAGGCACUAGACGGAGAUGGCGCCGUGGCCGUGGACCUCAACGCAGUAGCUGAGGCCACGCUCAACCACGACGGACAGAUCAUACUCACCGGGGAGGACGGACAUGGGUACCCAAUCUCAGUGUCGGGAGUGAUCACAGUGCCAGUGUCUGCGUCAGUGUACCAGUCGAUGGUGGCGUCCAUGCAGCAACAAGAUGGCGGCGUCUGCGUGGCGCCGCUCGUACAGAUGGAUCAGAACGGUGAGGGUUUGGAGACGAUCUCUAUGGGCGGCGGCGUCACGCAGGUGAUGCUGCAGGGCGGAGAGGGCGCGCAGGUCUUACAGGUGCUCAGUCUCAAGGACGCUACUGUACUCACCAAAGCCAUGCAAGUAAAAGCGGAACGUGACGCCGUAGUAACAGAUUCCUAGCUGCUAACUCUGGUGGCGAGCUCGCCGCCGCCUGACGGAGCCUCUGACUGCCCCGAACUGAUGAACGACGUGACUUAACCCCCGCGACAUGUACGCACUCUAAACUUCCAUACACACACCUAUACAGACAACGGACACUUAUACACAGCGGCUCGGAAGGCGAGGCCUAGCUACUCUAAUUGUUAUUCUAAACAUAGAGGCAUCAUCUAGUGUUGCAGUCAAAGUAAACAAGUGAAUUAAUAAAAAUAGUUAAUUUAACUAUAGUGGCCAUCGGCAUUCGGCGCUACCGCCGCGCAAGUAUUCAGCUCGUACUACUCAAACGGAAUGUUAGACAUGUGCGCGGCGGCCCGGCCGAGACAUCAAGUUACGGCAUAGCAAUCGAAUCCAGUGAUGUCGGAGUGAUUUUGAAUUUUAGUAAUAAAUUUACCAUUAUAUUAGACUUAAAUUUUGCCAUGAAAUGGGAUUUAAUUUAUUUAAAUUAUUUCAUCGUAACUUAUAUUAUUUAUUGAUGUGAAAAGUAAGACUAAUUUAUUUUUAGAGAUGCAAAUCUACGUGUGGUGGGGAACAGAUUUGUGCAAUACAUAAUUUAUACCAGUCGCGUUUAUUUUGUAUAGAACUCCCGUUGCGAUAGUAAAGCAGGUGCAGUAGGUGCACUAGUGCCAGGAGGUUCAUAUAAUCGUAUACAUUCCUGUAAUAUUACAAGUGAGUUUGUUGUGUACAUUUGUUGUUUAUGUUUAGUUUGCCUUUUGUUUGUUAUACACCUAUCUAUUUAUUUAAUCUAGUCUAAACCAAGUCAAAGCAACCUAUUCUAGUCCGAGUGAAUAUAUUUAAGAACUUUACCAAAACUUUUCUAUAACAUAAGUUUUGUAAAUUAAUGUAAUUUAACUUGUCCUCUAUAAUGUAAAUUCGUUUAAAGAAACAAUAUUAUAAUUCCUGCGCAGGGUUACUACAUAGAUGACGACGUUAGUGUUUAUCGGUGUUUAAAUCUUAGGAAUGUAAAGACUUCCAAUUUUGUGAAGUCAGUACGAAAAUAAAGGUAGAUUAAUAGGUAAUAUUGUCCAACGUUGUACAUCAGGUUUCCUUUCAAUCAGCCUGCUCAUAGGAUUCUCAAUGUAAUUCACAUUAAAUUUAUAUAAGGUUUAUAGUCGAGACUAUAACGUAAGGUAGAGUUCAUAGAAAAGUACAAAAGUGCAAAACUAUUAUGAUGUGCGGAAUAAUAUAGUUGUUUUGUAAAAGCCACGAACGAAUAGUACUUACCUAUUUACUUCAGAUUUAUUCAGAUUUGUUUUAUUUAUUUUCCAUAUUUUAUUUUUGUUUUAUUUACCAAAGAACGAUUAAGUUUUGUCCUCUAAGAUAGCACAAUUUUGUUGUUAAGUACAAUUUGUGAUUGUAAAUAAUGGUAUGACUGUGUGAAUAUGGCAAUCAUUAAAGUAUUUACGUACA